AUGCGCUGCAACGGUGUGCGCGUGCCUGGCCCAUGCGGCGUGGAAGUCCGCGUACGUGUCGCGGUGUUGGUACGCUUCAGUGGUGUUGUCACAGUUGACGUUGUUGUAGCGCCCGUCGCUGCCUUUGGCCGCUUUGCCGCUGGUGGACGUGCUGUGAGUGGAGACGCCAUCUUGGACUUGUGCCCAGUCCCGGCACGUGAUGACACUGGUGGCGCACGGGCACUAAGCGGGGCGCCACUGCUGGUGUGUUUGUCCGUCAGCGACGUGCGUAUCGUCGGUUUCCUCGCGAAACGCGGGCUCGUAGUGCCCAUGUCUCGGCGGUUUGCUCGGUUCUCAGUUGUGAGGCCCCGCGCCGUUCGCGCCGUCGUAUGGUGUGUAGUGCCACGCCCUCCACUCAUUGAAUUUGCAACACCGCUGCUACCAACAGAGGUGAGUGCUGCGGGACGAGGGGUUGUGUGCCCUAUGGGGAUGGCUGGCCGCGUGAUAUGUCCCCGUGAGGUGUUCAGUCGGGCGCUGCGAUCACUACUGCUGUCAAUCAUUCCCCUCGGCCGCCUCAUGAGGAGUGAUGAAUUAGAGCACAUGCUGCCGUUUUUGUUGGCACCUCUAGUUGCCAUGGCACGGCUACUGCUGGUCGCAAUGGUGCGUCGCUGCGACACAGAAUUAUUGGCGGGUGUAAUGCGUAGUUGUGGAGGGGGAUUGCAGAAGGUCUUCCUGGUUACGGAUUCCGGAGACGCGGCGAACACCUUUCCUGCCGCGUUCCGUGGAGUAGUGGGAUUAGGCGAGGAGGCCCACGUUGACCCGCGGCCGCCCCCACGAGCUCCCAAUUCCACAACAUCAAUUACUAUGUUCCUCGCCUCGCCAACAGAUGUACUGCGGCGCUCCGGCACCACGUGCCGCUCCACGGCGUACUGUUGUUGUUGCUGCUGUAGCUGCAGUACAGGCUCCUGCUCAUCUAAGAAUUGCGAGAAGGACGGGAAGCGUGGCGCCGGGCUAUCCGAGCGCGGCGCAGAUACACUAGGUGCUGGCGACAGCUGGGUGUCGCUCAGGCGCGGUAACUCGGUUCGAAGCACAUCGCAAUUCCCCGCGUCACUCCGCAGGAAUUUGUUUGCAAUAUUCUCCUCUGUCGCGUGGUCUUGGGAUAUCAACAAAGCAUAA
This is a messenger RNA of Trypanosoma grayi, 1155 nucleotides long. RefSeq lists its product as hypothetical. The transcript has a single exon. The record is from RefSeq and is a predicted model, not a curated record. Lineage: Eukaryota; Euglenozoa; Kinetoplastea; Trypanosomatida; Trypanosomatidae. Bases 1 to 1155 code for a protein of 384 amino acids.